UUAUAAAAUCUUUGAUUGGCUAAUCUAUAAUCUAAAACAAAUAUGGCGGAUUCAACUCUCGUCUUUCGUCUUUCAAAAAUUUUAAUUGACGAUAUAUUUUCUUACUUGGAACAACAGAAUGUUUUCUGUUAGGAUUGUAGAUGCAGAUUUUUACGUGGGAAACCUAUAGAUGGCUUAGAUAUUUUGUUUUCUAAAUUUCGCGAGGCGAAUGUUAACCGUGUUCCUGUUUUGAGGGUAUUUGGCUCAACUCCUGGUGGACAGAUAACUUGUGUUCAUAUUCAUCAAGUAUUUCCUUACUUAUACAUACCUUACGAUGGAACUAAACCCACAGAUAAAUAUCUGAAACAAUUUACGACAAGUGUAGACUUUUCUGUUCAAACCAUUUUAUGGUUAUCAUGAGAACGAAGAAGAGUUUAUUAAGAUGGAGUUGUACAAUCCAAGAAUAAUUUCCAAACUUGUUGAUCUUCUUCAGAAUGGAGCUAUAUUGAACAAGUCAUUUCAACCACACGAAGCUCAUGUUCCUUAUAUUCUACAGAUAAAAAUCUUUCAUAUAAUAAUAAAUCAAUUCCACCCCAUGGUUCAUCUUUAAAUUCAUUUCUCAAUUUUCCUUCAUCUCAACACUGGAAUGAAGACACUAUUCCUAGAAAUUUAUGCCUGGAUCCUACUGUGAAAGAAGUCAGUCGUUGUGAACUUGAAGUUGAUGUUACUUAUUGAAGACAUCUUGAAUCAAAUAAAUGUUGAAAGUUGUAUUGGUCAUAAUCCUGGUAUAACUGCUAUGUGGGAAGAUGAAAGACAACGAACAGGAGAUAUUGGACUAUCUUCACAAGUUGCUCCUCCUGUUUCACAAGGUAGUGAUGAUGAACAUGAUGAAGAUAUUGAUGAAGAUAAAGAAUCAAUAUUAAUGUCACAGCCAUUUUGGAAAGAUGAUAAAGAGGAACAUGAUUCCCAAAGUUCGGAGGAGGAAAAGGAAAUGGACUGGAAACCACCUUUGUGUAUGCCUCGAGUGGAUAGUCCUAGUGAUGACGAGGACUCCAGGGGACAUGUGUAAUCAAUAAAUUUUCACUCCACGAGAGAAUCUCGAAACACUAAACACGCGUG
This is a messenger RNA of Xenia sp. Carnegie-2017, 1098 nucleotides long. RefSeq names its product DNA polymerase zeta catalytic subunit-like. NCBI's taxonomy places the organism in Eukaryota, Metazoa, Cnidaria, Anthozoa, Malacalcyonacea, Xeniidae. The coding region runs from base 701 to 1048 and encodes 115 amino acids. The record is from RefSeq and is a predicted model, not a curated record. The transcript has 8 exons.